UAUUUUUUGUCGAUUGAACGGAGUCUGUCAGUCAUUCAUUAAAUAAACGCCGAGUGUCGUGGUAGUAAUUUACGCCGUAAAACAAUUCGUGUGAUCAUUAUUCCUAGGCGUAUCUUUGUUUGUAAAAUUAUGAUAUGACGAACAGUUGUGUCUACUAAAUCAAAUUGUGAAAUUAAGUGGGCAAAAAUGGCUGGCGCUGGAGGGAUUUUACGUCGAUUUCUACUCGUCUUCUUGGAUUGUCUGCUACUAUUACAGCUAGCGCAAUACGUACCCACAGCCUCUGCAGAAGCCCACUGUAUUUGGUAUGGCGUUUGUUCAAGUGACCCACUCAGACCGACGAACUGCGCUUACAAUGGAACAGCAAAACCCAUCCCUAGUACAGCAAUGACGAUCAUGAAGAAGUACUGCCCGUCUAUCGCAGCCGGCGGUGUCUCCUGCUGCAGUGACGAGCAGAUGGACAACUUGGCUUCAAAGAUCAUGCCCGCAGAGAAUCUCUUACAAAGAUGUCCGUCUUGUUUCGAGAACUUUGUCCAACACAUAUGUGGCAUGACUUGCUCGCCGAAUCAAAGCGACUUUCUGUAUCCCGCUGAAGUUGUUCCGUUCAAUGCGACCCACCAGAAAAUCACCACAAUCACCUACGACCUUAGCGCUAAAUACAUGAACACCACGUUUGAAUCCUGUCUACAGGUGCAAGCGCCGUCAACCAAUCAACUGGCUUUGGACCUUAUGUGCGGGGAGUAUGGUGCAGAAUACUGUACGCCAGAGCGGUGGUUCAAGUUUAUGGGAGACGUGGCGAAUUUUGCGCCCUUCCAGAUUAACUACGUGAAUGAUCCAGUGCCAGAACAUGGAUUGAUGCCCUACGAUCCCGUCACAAGACCCUGUAAUGAAGGAGCACCCGGUCAACCCGGCUGUUCAUGCCUGGACUGCAGUGCCUCAUGUCCCGCUCCCCCACCGCCCCCACCUCCAAUGGUUCCCUUCACCAUCCUCGGAGCUGACGGGUAUGCCGUCAUCAUGGCUAUCGUCUUCGUCAUCUUCACAACCCUGUUCCUCUCAGGAGUAUUCUGCUGCACUCCCCAAGACAACGCUGUCGACGGGUGGGCGCGCAGCGGCGAGGCGCGGCGACGCGGCGGCCCAGAGACCAGUCCGCUGCACUCGCACCGCUCCAGUGUGGCUUCAGAGAACAAUCAGGAGAUGGCAACGAACCCUAGGACUCUUGGUUGGUCUGCUGACCAGCCUGAUGGUGUGGAAGGAGAAGCGUCGUUCUUUGAGAAGCUUGGAGCGGAGACUGAGACUAAGAUGGAGGACUUCUUCCAAUGGUGGGGAUACCACAUGGCGUCCCGUCCUUGGCUUGUUCUCUUUGUGGGUCUAUGUAUAGUGGUGGGUCUUGGCCACGGUAUCAGCUACAUGCGUGUGACGACCAACCCAGUGGAGCUCUGGGCUGCGCCUAACUCACGUUCCCGUAUGGAGCGAGAAUACUUCGACUCGCACUUUGAACCGUUCUACAGAAACGAGAUGUUGAUCAUCACCUCAAAAGGCCUGCCUAAAAUUGAGCACAACACACCAAACGGUGACAUCACCUUCGGACCUGUCUUCAACGCCACCUUCCUUAAAGACGUGCUGGAAUUACAGAACAAAAUCAUGGCUCUGGGCAACGAGACAGGUAUCCAGGACAUUUGCUUCGCUCCGCUGACGUCAUCGUUCAGUGGUCCCAUCAAACCGUACGACUGUGUGGUGCAGUCUAUCUGGGGAUGGUGGCAGAACGAUAUCAGCAACUUUGAAGCUGAAGAAGAGGACGGAGAAUAUCUUAACACUAUUCUCAAGUGCUCUGGUAAUCCAUUCCUGCCGGAAUGCCUGGGUUCGUACCGCGGCCCAGUGCUGCCCGCAGUAGCGCUGGGCGGGUUCCUGGCGCCGGGCGAGGCUCUCAGCAAGAGGAGCAGGUUCCACGACGCCACCGCACUCAUCAUCACGCUACUCGUUAACAACAAACACGACAGGGAACAGUUGAAACCGGCUUUGGAAUGGGAGAAAGAAUUCAUUGCGUUCAUGAAGAACUAUACUGCGACGCAAAUGCCUUCGUACAUGGACAUUGCGUAUACUUCCGAGCGAUCUAUUGAAGAUGAAUUGGAGAGAGAGUCACAAUCAGACGUGUCCACCAUCCUGGUGUCUUACUUCAUCAUGUUCGCGUAUAUCGCCAUCUCACUUGGAAGGUUCACCGGCUUCUCAAGGCUCCUUAUUGAUAGCAAAGUCACCUUGGGUCUUGGAGGUGUGACAAUCGUACUAGCAUCAGUAGUAUGUUCAGUGGGUAUGUUUGGUUUCGCUGGAGUACCAGCGACGCUGAUCAUCAUCGAAGUCAUUCCUUUCCUGGUGCUGGCUGUCGGAGUCGAUAAUAUCUUCAUCCUGGUGCAAACUAACCAGAGAGAGGGCAGGCGGCCUAACGAAACUGUUGCUGAACAUAUUGGAAGAACACUCGGUCAAGUAGGUCCAUCAAUGUUCCUGACCUCAAUGUCGGAGUCAGUAUGUUUCUUCCUGGGCGCUCUGUCCGACAUGCCGGCCGUGCGAGCCUUCGCCCUGUACGCGGGCGCAGCGCUACUGGUCGACUUCUUACUACAAGUUACCUGCUUCGUGGCUUUAUUGGCUAUUGAUACGCAUCGGCAGAAUGCUAACAGGUUCGACGUGUUGUGCUGCGUGGCGGGCACGAAGGCGGAGGGCGGCGCGGAGGGCGGCGAGGGCGCGCUGUACAACGUGUUCCGCCAGCUCUACGUGCCCUUCCUCAUGAAGCGCGAGGUGCGCGCCUCCGUCAUGAUACUGUUCUUCGCCUGGCUCUGCUCCUCCGUGGCCGUGGCACCUCACAUAGAAAUCGGUUUAGACCAAGAACUCUCGAUGCCUCAAGACAGCUUCCAACUGAAAUACUUCCAAUAUCUAAACCGUUACCUGAACAUUGGACCACCAGUAUACUUCGUGAUCACUGAAGGAUUAGACUACUCGGACUUGGAGACACAGAAUAUGGUAUGCGGCACCAGGUUCUGCAGGUCAGACAGUGUCUCUAUGCAACUGUAUUCUGCGUAUCGCACUCCAAACGAGACCUACAUAGCACAGCCGCCGAACUCCUGGCUGGACGAUUUCUUCGACUGGGCGUCUUUGAAGAGUUGCUGCAAGUACUUCCCCACCAACUCUAGCUUCUGUCCUAGCAGCCGUGGAACACCCUGCAAGGAAUGUCAAAUCCAACUACAAGGAAACGAGCAACGUCCCGACGCGGCCGACUUCAACCACUACGUGCCGUUCUUCCUGCAAGACAUCCCCGACCCGGACGGCUGCGUGAAGGGCGGCCACGCCGCGUACGGCCAGGCCGUCAACUACCACAUGCUCAACAAGUCGCAGGCCAACGUCGGCGCCACCUACUACCAGGGCUACCACACCGUGCUCAAGACGAGCCACGACUACUACUCCGCGCUGAAAGGAGCCAGAGGAGUCGCUGCCAACCUUACUGAGACUUUGAACAGGAACUUGAAAGAACAAGGGAAGAAUACAACUGUGAACGUGUUCCCAUACUCAGUGUUCUAUGUGUUCUAUGAACAGUAUUUGACUAUGUGGCCUGAUACACUGAAGUCUAUGGGCAUAUCUGUGCUGUCAAUCUUCAUUGUAACCUUUUUGCUGAUGGGCUUCGAUUUGUUCUCGGCUUUGGUGGUAGUUAUUACGAUUACAAUGAUCGUGGUGAAUCUCGGAGGUUUGAUGUACUGGUGGGGCAUCAGUUUGAAUGCAGUCUCACUUGUUAAUUUGGUGAUGGCGGUGGGUAUAGCGGUGGAGUUCUGCUCGCACGUGGUGCACGCGUUCAGCGUGUGUGCGGGCGCGGGGCGCCGCGCGCGCGCCGCCGCCGCGCUCACCCGCAUGGGCUCCUCCGUGCUCUCCGGCAUCACGCUCACCAAGUUCGGCGGCAUCAUCGUGCUCGGCACCGCCAAGAGCCAGAUAUUCCAGGUGUUCUACUUCCGCAUGUACCUGGGCAUCGUGUUACUGGGCGCGGCGCACGGACUCAUCUUCCUGCCCGUCAUGCUCAGCUAUAUCGGUUCCCCCGUCAACAAACAGAAGCUCGCCAACCAACUCCUGCGCAGCAAGGACGUCGCGGUCGCUGAGACGUCGCUCACUCGAGUAAGAGACGCGAGGGGACACCCAUACACCCACUAUAACUUUGAAUCGCUUCCCGCGUGAACUUGUCUAUAGCGAGAAUGAACACGUACGUACUAACGAACAAAAGGAUUUUUUCAUAUAGAAGCAUAGCGAUCACGGUGGACCAUUAUACAAUAGUAAAUAGUAACCCCAGUUAAACAGAAGUAUAGCACUCAUUAUAUUAGCUGUUUGAAUGAAUUUUAACUUUGAAACACCCGAUCUUAUACAACAAAUCAUUAAUGACAAUAAAAUCGGGUAUUUCAAGUGUUAGCUGAGAUGCAAUAGAGUACCCUUUGUCCCGCCAUCGUUCGCCAUGCCUUCACAUAGAUAAAUAAAUAAAAGAUUGCAAUUUGUUUAGUUCAUUCUCGUUACAAGUUCCCGUACUAACGCAUCGGUGUAUUGUAAAGUGGGAGGUGGUGCGACCAGGAUGCGUCUGGUAGACUCAUCGAGCAUUGUAGCACAGGAUCCGGUCCUAUAGUAUUACAGUGUUGCUGAUACCUCACCACUAUCUGACAUUUCUAUGACUUAGACCGACUUGUUUAGAUAUCAAAUUAUAUAAGGUAAGUACCAAAAUUAAAUUUUAUUAUUCGCCAAAGAUUUUACUCUCAUACGUUUUUGGUUAGAGUGAUUUUUUUAGUCUGUCUACAGUCGCAUAAAUGUCGGCGCGGGAGUAUGGUUCUCUUCCCAUUAAUAUUGUUGAAAGCAUUUAUUGUAUACGGCGGUAAUUGUGAUUUGGAACAUUUUGUUUUACAUAGAUUGGCUGUUACAAACAAAGAUUGUAAAUUAAUUGAUUGUAGAAGCUGGUAGUUAGCAAUAAAGUGUUGGAAUCACACGUACCGCGGCAAGGGGUUGGUUUCUAACCAAAAUGGUUUAUGGGACACCCUUUUAUGUUAAAGUAUCACGAAUAUCAUAUUUUUUAUUGUAAUUUGCAUGUAUCGAUCGUUAUAUUCCUAAUUGUGUAACGGUAGCGAUCAUUCCUAUUGAGUUCGAAUUUAAAAUUAUUAUUUUUUAACAUUUUUUUAUUUAUUUUUGUAUAUUUAUGAUUUUCUGUCACUGCCUUCGUUUUUUUGCACACGCUAGAGUACUUAUUAUAAGAGCUUCAAGCUAGAUACGUUUAGUUAGCAACAUAGAGCCGAAGUAACUAAAGUUUAUCAAUAAAUAGAUAAAUAUGAGUUAUUCCAUCGUUACAAGUGUAAUACAAGUGACAGACGCAAUACAUCCAGUACUUACACAACAGUACUUAAUUCAACAAGGCAGUGCUAUAGCAAAUCUCUAACUAAUGACUAAAUAGAGAAUAAUAUUUAUUUAUUUAUUUAAUUAGUACUACAGGCGUAACGUAAAAGGCAAGAGAGGUUUAGAACAUUGUAAAACUUUUAGGUACGAAUGUCAAUUCUUGUAUACAAAAAUAGACAUUGAAAUUUAUCAAAAUUAUUUAAAUUAUCAACUCGAAUCCUAGUUACGCCUGAAUUAAAUAAUUAUAUUAUAACUAGCGCAAAUCAUAGCUGAAUCAAGAUAGGCGCAACGUAUAUUCCAUUAUUGUGAGAAUUCAUUUAAUUGAUAUUUAUUUGCACGCUUAUCGUAGAAUUAGUUAGGGACAGCCUGUAUCUUAGAUUAGUUUGUUUGUGUGAGAAAUUGACGUUCCCUGUGAAAGUCUGAGGGCGUAUAUGUUGUGUGCAAUGUUUAUAUACACAUAGUAGCACUGAUAUUGAGAUACAGAGUGUGGUUUUACUUAUAGACUAGAGUUUUAUAUUACGACUUGCCAACAUAGACACAAUUUUGGCAUUUUGAUAUCAGUGUACUCCAAUGUUGUGUAGUCGUCAGUAUUAAUGUUUAUGGAUUAUAACACCAGUGUUUUUACUAAAACUUUUUUAAAGAUAUUUUUAUUUUUUUGUUUUAUAAAUUAAAUAGGUUUAUUAAAAACUUUUUUCAUAGAAAGAAGUUACAGAUCAUUACUAAUCAUUAAUAGGAUGUAUCGGGUUCGUUAAUGAUUACGUUCAAUUUCUCCGCAUUACAACGUAGGCUUCUUGUAAACACAUUGUAUUGUAUUUUUGUAUUCUUCUCGUAAAUUCUGACUAACAAAGGGAAAUGAUGAAGUACUAAUGGUAUGAGCUGACGCUUGGUGUUGGUCGACUUGCUCCUUCAGUAAUAUACAGUAUGUGGCACGGACUUAAACAAUAAAUGAACUAUAAUGUAGUAUUAUUACACAGAAGUAUAACACGACCAAAGAUUUAGACGAAAACCUUAAAUUAAAAAAGUGAAAUUUUCAAACAAAACAAAUAAUAAAAUAGAUUCAAGAAAGUAUAACACUCUGUGUAACAACGUACCUUGACCUCAGAAGAGCGGCAACGUCGCAUACGUUAUGGAAGGCACGGGUGACGCGGCUUGGUAGUAACACUGCAGUGACGGGGCUCAUUCACUCUUUGAACUCGUGAACCAUUGGACGAUAACGGAACGUACGCCCUGCUUGCCUAAGACUGCAGGUUGGGUUAUUGCGGAAAUAGGCUAAAACCCUUUGUUCCAAGAUCGAUGAAGUUUGCCGACCAGCAAAGCUCCAUCAUGGGUAUUGGGCACUAUGGGCAGAUUUUCUCUAAGCCUUUGUACAAACAUCAAUCGAACAGUGACGAGAUGCGCCAUACCUCCCCCGAUAAGUUCGCAGAGCCGACGCUAACGAUGACAUUCACCAUGUAAUAAUAUCGCGGCAUUUCGGCACAACACACAGACACACGUAAACACACAAUUAAAAGUUAAAUAAAUAAAAUAAAAUACACAGUUAACAAAAGUACAAAUGUCAGUGUCCGGUUCACAGUAAAGAAAACUAGGUAAUAAUUAAAAAAACUAAGAACUAAAAUAAUAAUUAAUUACAAAAAACAACAACAAUCGUUUAGCACAACGCGCGCGUAACCCGUCGGAAAUUAGCGAAAAGCACACACACUAUCCCGGAAGUCUAGCAGUGAACUGAUGAACAAAUUUUAUUUUCUAACUCAUUCGAUCACAAACGCGGCGUACUGAAAGGGAAACUACCCCUUUCACGAUGCCGCCGCAAGCGGCGGUAUCUUUGACAAAAGCCGUCAAAAGAAACCGACCGCUGGUGCGGCUAUUACAUACA
This is a messenger RNA of Spodoptera litura, 7267 nucleotides long. It is a transcript of the gene Npc1a, whose product is annotated as Niemann-Pick type C-1a. Gene Ontology annotation, cellular component: plasma membrane. Gene Ontology annotation, molecular function: lipid carrier activity; cholesterol binding. The record is from RefSeq and is a predicted model, not a curated record. Gene Ontology annotation, biological process: intestinal cholesterol absorption; sterol transport; cholesterol homeostasis. Lineage: Eukaryota; Metazoa; Arthropoda; Insecta; Lepidoptera; Noctuidae.